AGUCUCUCCCCAGCCAUUCCCCUUCUCAUUAAUAACACUGCUGGAUUCCUCAAUCCCUCAUAAUCAGGGGGGAUAUCCAGUCAGGUUGCUGCUGUUGCCGGGCGAGAAGGGGAAUCGCUAGGACUGCAUAUGCCCCCUCACUCCAUCCCCCCCAUUCCCCAUUAUCAACCCCAUCCCCUCUCCCCAGCACUGGAAUAGAGAGAGUGUGCAGCCCAUUGGCAGCCCCUGCUGUUGCUGCUGGACUCAGCCUUCCCUCCUUUAAUUGUUCACGUUUUUGGGUGAUUUCUUUUUUUCCUCUGCGGCCACUGGCGUGUGGAUAUCAAGGCAUCAAGAAGAGAAGGAGGAGGGAGGCUGCCAGGCGAGGGCCAAGAACUGGAUCAAGGCACCCCCUCCCCACCUUAACCCCUGCUACUCCUUCACCCCCGCAAUGCCGUCUCCCAGGACAGAUGUUGCAGCUGGAAUCGCAUUGGGAUUACUGUAUUGUUGCUGGCACGUUCUUGCGACCUCUGUCAACGAUGCUCCUAAAACCUGUAGCCCCAAACAGUUUGCCUGUAAGGAUCAGAUGACAUGUAUAUCGAAAGGCUGGAGGUGCGAUGGUGAGAAGGAUUGCCCUGAUGGCUCUGACGAAUCACCUGAGAUUUGUCCGCAAAGCAAGAUUUCUAAAUGCCAGCCCAAUGAACACAAUUGCUUGGGCACAGAAAUUUGUAUUCCUAUGGGCAAGCUCUGUAAUGGGCAUCAUGACUGUUCAGAUGGCUCAGAUGAGGGCCCUUUCUGUAGAGAAUAUGCACACAACUGUACGGAGCUGGGAUGUCAGCAUCACUGUGCACGUACCAUGACCGGACCUGUCUGUUACUGCAACGCUUCCUACCAACUCGUCGAAGACGGAAAGACUUGCAAAGACUUUGAUGAAUGCACAGUGUACGGGACCUGCAGCCAGACAUGCUUUAAUACAGAAGGAUCUUUUACGUGUAGCUGUGUGGAAGGAUAUCUGCUGCAGCCAGAUAACAAGUCCUGCAAAGCCAAAAAUGAACCAGUGGACAGACCCACAAUUCUGCUUAUUGCAAGUACCCAGAAUAUCCUUGCAACUUACCUAAGUGGAACAGCGGUAACUACAAUCGUCCCUACCAGCACCAAACAGACUACAGCCAUGGAUUUUAACUAUGCAGAAGAGACAGUUUGUUGGGUCCACAUGGGGGAAAGCCCGUCCCAAACCACGUUGAACUGUGCAAAGAUCCCCAAUUUAAAAGGCUUUGUUGAAGAACGCGGUAUCAACAUCUCUUUGAGUCUUCACCAUGUUGAGCAGAUGGCCAUUGAUUGGUUAACAGGCAACUUUUACUUUGUGGAUGACAUUGAUGAUCGAAUCUUUGUUUGCAAUAAAAAUGGAGAUACUUGUGUCAACCUUCUUGACCGUGAACUGUACAAUCCUAAAGGUAUUGCCCUGGAUCCAACCAUGGGGAAGCUAUUUUUUACUGAUUAUGGGCAGAUCCCCAAAGUGGAGAGGUGUGAUAUGGAUGGGCAAAACAGGACUAAGCUUGUGGACAGCAAGAUUGUCUUUCCUCACGGCAUUACACUGGAUCUGGUGAGCCGCUUGGUAUACUGGGCUGAUGCAUACCUGGACUACAUUGAGGUUGUGGAUUAUGAAGGCAAAAACAGACACACCAUCAUCCAAGGGCUCCUGAUUGAACAUCUGUAUGGCCUGACGGUCUUUGAAAACUAUCUAUAUGCAACCAAUACUGACCAUGCCAAUACCCAGCAGAAAACUAGUGUCAUUCGAGUCAAUCGUUUCAACAGCUCCGACUACAACGUGGUCACCAGAGUAGACAAAGGAGGAGCGUUACACAUCUAUCAUCAGCGCAGACAACCAACAGUGAGAAGUCAUGCGUGCGAACCAGACCAGUACAAGAAGCCUGGAGGGUGCUCAGACAUAUGUCUGCUUGCCAACAGUCAUAAAACCAGAACUUGUCGUUGCCGAUCUGGAUUCAGUCUUGGCAGUGAUGGGAAGUCAUGCAAAAAACCAGAGCAUGAAUUAUUCCUGGUUUAUGGCAGAGGACGUCCCGGUAUCAUUCGAGGGAUGGAUAUAGGUGCAAAAGUACAAGAUGAGCACAUGAUCCCCAUUGAGAACCUUAUGAACCCACGAGCACUUGAUUUCCAUGCAGAGUACGGAUUUGUAUACUUUGCUGAUACAACCAGUUUCCUCAUUGGGCGCCAGAAAAUUGAUGGUAGUGCUCGAGAAACCAUCUUGAAAGAAGGUAUCCAUAAUGUAGAAGGAAUUGCUGUGGACUGGAUGGGAAACAACCUGUACUGGACAGAUGAUGGCCCAAAGAAGACUAUAAGUGUUGCACGACUAGGAAAAGCUUCACAAACUAGGAAGACCUUGGUAGAGGGCACGAUGACUCAUCCUAGAGCAAUUGUUGUCGACCCACUUUAUGGCUGGAUGUACUGGACAGACUGGGAAGAGGAUCCCAAAGAGAGCAAGCGUGGAAAGAUUGAAAAAGCUUGGAUGGAUGGUUCCAACCGCGUCGUAUUUGUCACAUCAAAGACUGUUCUCUGGCCUAAUGGAUUAAGUAUUGACAUUCCAAACAAGAUUUUGUACUGGGUAGAUGCCUUCUAUGAUCGUAUUGAAAUGAUCUACACCAACGGUACAAACCGCAAGCCUGUGUAUGAAGGUCAGGAGCUAAACCAUGCAUUUGGCCUUUGCCACUACGGAAGCUAUCUCUUUUGGACAGAAUACAGGAGUGGUAGCAUCUACCGGAUGGAUCAAGCCUCCAAAAUUAUUACACUUUUAAGAAAUGAAAGGCCACCCAUCUUUGAAAUUAGAAUGUAUGAUGCCCAGCAGCAGCAAGUGGGCUCCAAUGCGUGCCGUGUGAAUAAUGGAGGGUGCAGUAGCCUCUGCCUUGCUGUUCCUGGGAGCAGACAGUGCGCCUGUGCUGAAGAUCAAAUUCUGGAUGAUGAUGGUGUCACCUGCAAAGCCAACCCAUCUUACAUCCCUCCUCCCCAGUGCCAAACAGGGGAAUUUGCCUGCAAAAACAGCCGAUGCAUCCAGGAGCGUUGGAAGUGUGAUGGUGACAAUGAUUGCUUGGACAACAGUGAUGAGGCCCCAGAGCUGUGCCAUCAGCAUACUUGUCCCUCUGACCGUUUCAAAUGUGAGAACAACCGUUGCAUCCCCAAUCGUUGGUUGUGCGAUGGCGAUAAUGACUGUGGUAACAGCGAGGAUGAAUCCAACUCUACUUGCUCUGCUCGUACUUGCCCAUCUAAUCAGUUCUCUUGUGCCAGUGGUCGUUGUAUUCCCUUGUCUUGGACCUGUGAUCUGGAUGAUGAUUGUGGUGAUCGCUCAGAUGAAUCUUCUAAAUGUGCUUAUCCAACCUGCUUCCCUCUCACACAGUUCACUUGUAACAGCGGGCGAUGCAUCAACAUCAAUUGGCGCUGUGAUAAUGACAAUGACUGUGGGGACAAUAGUGAUGAGGACGGGUGUAGUCAUUCCUGUUCCAGUACCCAGUUCAAGUGCAAUAGUGGUCGCUGCAUCCCUGAACACUGGACAUGCGAUGGAGACAAUGACUGUGGGGACUAUAGUGAUGAGACUCAUGCUAAUUGCACCAAUCAAGCUACUCGUCCUCCCGGAGGCUGCCACAUCGAUGAGUUCCAGUGCCGUUUAGAUGGGCUGUGUAUCCCUAGCCGAUGGCGCUGUGAUGGGGACACAGACUGUAUGGACACCAGUGAUGAAAAGAACUGUGAUGGUGUUACACAUGCUUGUGAUCCCAAUGUGAAAUUUGGGUGCAAGGACUCCGCCAGGUGCAUCAGUAAAGCUUGGGUAUGUGAUGGAGACAGCGAUUGUGAAGAUAAUUCUGAUGAAGAGAACUGUGAAUCUCUGGUGUGCAAAUCUCCGUCUCACACCUGUGCCAACAACACGUCCAUCUGUCUUCCUCCAGAGAAGCUCUGUGAUGGGAAUGAUGACUGUGGAGAUGGUUCUGAUGAGGGAGACCUGUGUGAUCAGUGUUCUCUAAAUAAUGGUGGAUGCAGCCAUAACUGCACUGUUGCUCCAGGGGAAGGGCUUGUGUGUUCGUGUCCGUUGGGAAUGGAGCCAGGGCCUGAUAACAAGACUUGCCAGAUCCAGAGCUACUGUGCCAAGCAUCUGCGCUGCAGUCAGCGGUGUGAGCAGGAAAAGAACACUGUCAAGUGCUCAUGCUAUGAAGGAUGGAUGCUAGAGGCAGACAAAGAGAGCUGCAGAAGUCUAGAUCCCUUUAAACCAUUCAUCAUAUAUUCAAAUCGCCAUGAGAUUCGACGUAUUGAUUUGAACAAGUGGGAUUAUAGUGUCCUCGUGCCUGGUCUACGAAACACCAUUGCCUUGGAUUUCCACUUGAAUGAGAGCACCCUCUACUGGACAGAUGUGGUGGAGGACAAGAUAUAUCGUGGAAAACUGUCUGAAAGUGGUGCUCUUACUAGUUUUGAGGUCAUCAUUCAGUAUGGACUGGCGACCCCUGAGGGCUUGGCUGUAGAUUGGAUUGCUGGAAACAUCUACUGGGUGGAAAGCAACCUCGACCAGAUUGAAGUCGCCAAGUUGAAUGGCACAAUGAGGACUACCCUGCUGGCUGGAGACAUCGAACACCCUCGAGCCAUCGCUUUAGACCCUCGUAAUGGAAUCCUUUUCUGGACUGACUGGGACUCCAGUAUGCCUCGAAUUGAAGCUGCAUCUAUGAGUGGUGAAGGGCGUAGGACUAUACACAAAGAAACAGGUUCUGGAGGCUGGCCAAAUGGGCUCACUGUAGACUAUUUGGAAGAACGUAUCCUGUGGCUUGAUGCCAGGUCAGAUGCAAUAUACUCUGCUAAAUACGAUGGCUCUGGACUCAUAGAAGUGUUAAAGGGCAAUGAGUACUUAUCCCACCCGUUUGCGGUCACACUGUAUGGUGGAGAGGUCUACUGGACUGACUGGAGGACUAACACGCUAGCUAAAGCCAACAAAUGGACAGGUCAUAAUGUGAGAGUAGUGCAACGUACCAACACGCAACCAUUUGAUCUUCAAGUCUAUCAUCCUUCUCGGCAACCUCAAGCUCCUAAUCCUUGCGCUGCAAAUGAUGGAAGGGGCCCCUGCAGCCACUUGUGCCUUAUCACAUACAAUCAGUCCUUCUCUUGUGCCUGUCCACAUCUCAUGAAACUGUCCCCUGACAAAAAGACUUGCCUUGAAUUUAGAAAUUUCCUGCUCUACGCUCGUCAGAUGGAAAUUAGAGGGGUAGAUAUCGACAACCCAUAUUACAACUAUAUCAUUUCCUUCACCGUCCCUGAUAUUGACAAUGUCACCGUGGUGGAUUAUGAUGCUCUGGAACAGCGCAUCUACUGGUCUGAUGUGCGCACACAGACUAUAAAGAGAGCAUUUAUUAAUGGCACAGGAGUGGAGACUGUUGUUUCUGCAGAUCUGCCGAACGCCCACGGACUGGCGGUGGACUGGGUGUCUCGAAAUCUCUAUUGGACAAGUUAUGAUGCUAAUAAAAAACAAAUCAAUGUGGCUAGGCUUGAUGGAUCAUUUAAAAAUGCUGUCAUCCAGGGGCUGGAUAAACCCCACUGCCUGGUAGUUCAUCCACUAAAAGGAAAGCUCUACUGGACAGAUGGUGAUAAUAUUAGCAUUGCCAACAUGGAUGGCUCCGAUCAUAAAGUCCUGUUCACCAAUCAGAAAGGACCAGUUGGAUUAUCCAUUGACUUUAUUGACAGCAAACUGUACUGGAUUAGUUCCGGCGCCAGCACUAUUAACAGAUGUAAUCUAAAUGGGACAGGGCUGGAAGUCAUUGGUACAAUGAAGGCGUAUCUGGGAAAAGCAACUGCAUUAGCUAUCAUGGGAAACAAGCUGUGGUGGGCUGACCAUGCCUCUGAUAAGAUGGGCACCUGUAAUAAGAAAGAUGGCUCAGACCCAAGGGUCCUGCGCCAGAGCACCAACCAGGUGAUGCACAUGAAGGUUUAUGAUGAAACGAUACAAACUGGAAGUAACAACUGCUCGGUGAACAAUGGAGAAUGUUCUCAGCUUUGUCUACCAACCUCUGAGACCACAAGGUCCUGCAUGUGCACUGCCGGGUACAGCUUGAAAAGUGGCCAAAAGACAUGUGAAGGGGUUGGCUCUUUUCUGCUGUACUCUGUUCAUGAAGGGAUACGUGGAAUACCUUUGGAUCCCAAUGAUAAAUCUGAUGCUUUGGUUCCUGUUUCUGGUACUUCCUUGGCAGUUGGGAUGGACUUCCAUGCAGAUAAUGACACAAUUUACUGGGUGGAUAUGGGCCUCAGCACCAUCAGUCGAGCCAAGAGAGACCAGACCUGGCGGGAAGAUGUGCUUACAAAUGGAAUUGGGCGAGUGGAAGGCAUUGCUGUGGAUUGGAUUGCAGGUAACAUCUACUGGACAGAUCAAGGAUUUGAUGUCAUUGAGGUGGCUCGUCUGAAUGGCUCUUUCCGUUACGUGGUGAUCUCACAAGGAUUAGACAAGCCACGUGCCAUCACAGUUCAUCCAGAGAAAGGGUAUCUGUUUUGGACGGAAUGGGGUCAGCACCCUCGCAUUGAGAGAUCUCGCUUAGAUGGCAGUGAACGGUCAAUCAUCGUGCAAACUAGCAUCAGCUGGCCCAAUGGAGUCUCCAUAGAUUAUGAGGAAGGCAAGCUGUACUGGUGUGAUGCUCGCACUGAUAAAAUUGAGAGGAUUGACUUGGAGACUGGAAAGAACAGAGAGGUGGUGCUGUCCAACAAUAACAUGGAUAUGUUCUCAGUCUCUGUCUUUGGAGAUUACAUUUACUGGAGUGACAGAACUCAUGCCAAUGGAUCCAUCAAACGAGGGAACAAGGACAAUGCUACAGACUCUGUGUCCCUGAGAACUGGUAUUGGGGUACAACUGAAAGAUAUCAAGGUGUUCAACAAAGACCGCCAGAAGGGAACCAAUGUCUGUGCUGUAAACAAUGGAGGCUGCCAGCAGUUAUGCUUGUACCGGGGCAAUAACAAUCGUACUUGUGCCUGUGCUCAUGGAAUGCUUGCUGAAAAUGGAUUAAACUGUCGAAACUAUGAUGGCUACCUAUUAUACUCUGAGCGAACCAUCUUAAAAAGUAUCCAUCUGUCUGAUGAGAGUAGUCUCAAUGCGCCUGUGAAGCCUUUUGAGGACCAUGAGCACAUGAAGAAUGUCAUUGCGCUCACAUUUCACUACCGAGAUAGCAGUCAAGGAGGGAUACGCAUUUUCUACAGUGACAUCCACUUUGGAAACAUCCAGCAAAUUAACCACGAUGGCACUGGGCGCAGGACUGUGGUGGAAAAUGUGGGAUCGGUGGAAGGGUUAGCAUAUCAUCGUGCAUGGGAUACCUUGUACUGGACUAGUUAUACCACCUCAACCAUCACCAGACACACUGUUGACCAAAGCCGUUUGGGGGCCUUUGACAGAGACACUGUUGUUACAAUGUCUGGAGAUGAUCACCCACGUGCCUUUGUUUUGGAUGAAUGCCAAAACCUUAUGUUUUGGACCAACUGGAAUGAACAGCACCCUAGUAUUAUGAGAGCCACCCUCGCUGGGGGAAACGUGCUGAUUAUUAUUGAUAAAGACAUUCGUACCCCCAAUGGACUUGCCAUUGAUCAUAAGGCUGAAAAGCUCUACUUCUCUGAUGCCACCUUGGACAAGAUUGAGCGAUGCGAGUAUGAUGGGACAAAACGAUAUUCAAUUUUAAAAACUGAUCCAGUUCAUCCCUUCGGUCUGGCAGUCUACGGGGAAUAUAUUUUCUGGACAGACUGGGUGCGCAGGGCAGUGCACCGAGCCAACAAAUACAUAGGCGCAGAUCUGAAAAUUCUGAGAGGUGACAUCCCGCAGCAACCCAUGGGCAUCAUCGCUGUAGCCAACGAUACUAACAGCUGUGAAUUAUCCCCCUGUCAAACCAACAAUGGAGGCUGCCAGGAUAUUUGUGUUCUAACUCCUGAGGGUAGAGUGAACUGUACAUGUAGGGGAGAUAGAAUUAUUCAGGAAGAUUUCACGUGCAAAUCUCCUAAUUCUAAUUGCAAUAUGUAUGAUGAAUUUGAAUGUGGAAAUGGAGACUGCAUUAACUACAGCAUGACAUGUGACGGGGUGCCCCAUUGCAAGGACAAGGCUGAUGAGAAGCUGUCCUACUGCAGAAGUCGCCACUGCAGAAAAGGUUUCAGGAACUGCAUGAAUGGACGCUGCAUCUCCAGUUCCCUCUGGUGCAAUGAGAUGGACGAUUGUGGUGACAACUCUGAUGAGAUUGCCUGUAAAAAAGCAAAUUGUACCACUGAGGAAUUCCGCUGCCGGGAUGGGACCUGUGUUGGGAACUCAAGUCGCUGCAACCAGUUUAUUGAUUGUGAGGAUGCAUCCGAUGAAAUGAACUGCAACAUUACCGACUGCAGCAGCUAUUUCAAACUGGGAGUGAAGGGAGUGACUUUCCGGAACUGUAAGCGUACAUCUCUCUGCUAUGCACCCAGCUGGGUCUGCGAUGGCUCAAAUGACUGUGGAGACUUCUCAGAUGAAAUGAAUUGCCCAGGGAUUCGGAAGCUAAAGUGCCCAGUAAAUUACUUUGCUUGCCCAAGUGGACGCUGCAUUCCUAUGAGCUGGACUUGUGAUAAGGAGAAUGACUGUGAGAAUGGGGCAGAUGAGGUGCACUGUGACAAGUUUUGUACUUCAAUGCAGUUUGAGUGCAACAACCAUCGCUGCAUCUCCAAACACUGGGUGUGCGAUGGAUCCGAUGACUGUGGUGAUAAAUCCGAUGAAGGAGCCAUCUGCCAAUCAAACACAUGUAGCCCUGAAUCGUUCCAGUGCCCCAGCACGCAUGUCUGUGUUCCCCGACGCUGGCUGUGUGACGGCGAUAUCGAUUGUCAGGAUGGUGCUGACGAGAGUGUGAAUGCUGGCUGCAUUUUCAACAAUACCUGUGACUCCAAGGAGUUUAUGUGCCAGAACCGCCAAUGUAUCCCCAAGCAAUUUGUCUGUGACCAUGAUGCUGACUGCAGUGAUGGAUCAGAUGAGUCUCCUGAGUGUGAAUACCCUACAUGUGGCCCUGAUGAGUUCCGCUGUGCAAACGGCCGAUGUCUGUCCCAACAAAAGUGGGAAUGUGACGGUGAAUUCGACUGCCAUGACAAAUCCGAUGAGGCACCAAAGAAUCCACGUUGCACUAGUACAGAAAACAAAUGCAAUGAAACGUUCUAUCUCUGUAAGAAUGGGACCUGUAUUCCUGAUAACCUUUUGUGCGACAACAAUGACGACUGUGGAGAUGGAUCGGAUGAGCUCAACUGCUUCAUAAAUGAGUGUCUAAACCGGAAGUUGAGUGGCUGUAGCCAAGAGUGUGAAGAUCAAAAGAUUGGAUACAAGUGCAGAUGCCGUCCUGGAUUUCGGCUGAAGGAUGAUGGCAAAACUUGUGUUGACAUUGAUGAGUGCACUACAACUUACCCAUGCAGCCAGAGGUGCAUCAACACUCUGGGGAGUUUCCACUGUCUCUGUGUGGAAGGCUUUGAAGCCAGAGGAAACAACAGCAUGAGCUGCAAAGUUUCUUCCUCUGUUGAUGUUGAAGAGCCAUUCCUAAUUUUUGCCAACCGAUACUACCUGAGAAAGCUUAGCCUUGGAGGAACAAAUUAUACUUUAAUUAAACAGGGGCUGAAUAAUGCAGUUGCUUUAGACUUCGAUUACCGGGAGCAGAUGAUUUACUGGACCGAUGUCACCACUCAAGGGAGCAUGAUCCGACGAAUGCAUAUCAAUGGCAGCAAUGUGCAGGUUCUGCAUCGCACUGGUCUCAGUAACCCUGAUGGUCUUGCUGUGGACUGGGUUGGAGGGAACCUCUACUGGUGUGAUAAAGGAAGAGACACCAUUGAGGUGUCUAAACUCAAUGGGGCUUAUCGCACAGUAUUGGUUAACUCUGGCCUAAGGGAACCCCGUGCAUUAGUGGUGGAUGUGCAGCAUGGUUACCUGUAUUGGACAGACUGGGGUGAUAAUUCUCUCAUCGGUAAAAUUGGUAUGGAUGGCACAAAUCGAAGUGUGAUUGUGGACACCAAGAUAACAUGGCCCAAUGGCCUCACACUGGAUUAUGUCAACAGCAGGAUAUACUGGGCAGAUGCCAGAGAAGAUUAUAUUCAAUUUGCCAGUCUUGAUGGUAGCAACCGGCACACAGUGAUCAGCCAAGACAUCCCACACAUCUUUGCUUUGACCCUCUUCGAAGACUACAUUUACUGGACAGACUGGGAGACCAAAUCUAUAAACAGAGCCCACAAAACCACUGGAGCAGACAAGUCAAUGCUGAUCAGCACACUGCAUCGACCUAUGGACAUCCAUAUCUAUCAUCUAUACCGACAGCCAGAUGUUGCCAAUCAUCCUUGUAAAAACAACAAUGGUGGCUGCAGUAACCUGUGUCUUCUUUCACCUAAUGGAGGAUAUAAGUGUGCUUGUCCCACAAACUUCUACCUGGGGGCAGAUGGCAAAACUUGUGUCUCCAACUGCACAGCCAGUCAGUUUGUAUGCAAAAAUGACAAAUGUAUCCCAUUCUGGUGGAAGUGUGACACAGAGGAUGAUUGCGGGGAUCGAUCUGAUGAGCCUGCUGAUUGCCCUGAGUUUAAAUGCCGCCCCGGGCAGUUCCAGUGUUCCACUGGCAUCUGUACUAAUCCAGCUUUCAUCUGUGAUGGAGACAAUGACUGCCAAGAUAACUCUGAUGAAGCCAACUGUGAUAUCCACGUGUGCCUGCCCAGCCAGUUCAAGUGCACCAAUACUAAUCGCUGCAUUCCUGGCAUAUUCCGCUGUAAUGGACAGGACAACUGUGGUGAUGGGGACGAUGAGAAGGAUUGUCCUGAAGUCACAUGUGCACCCAAUCAGUUCCAAUGUGCUGUUAACAAGCGCUGUAUUCCUCGUGUGUGGGUCUGUGACCGGGAUAAUGACUGCGUGGAUGCAUCUGACGAGCCAGACAACUGCACUCAGAUGACCUGUGGUGUGGAUGAGUUCCGGUGUAAAGACUCAGGCCGGUGUAUACCUGCACGUUGGAAAUGUGAUGGAGAAGAUGACUGCGGGGACAGUUCCGAUGAACCCAAGGAGGAGUGUGAUGAGAGAACCUGUGAACCAUAUCAGUUCCGGUGUAAGAACAACCGCUGUGUCCCGGGACGCUGGCAGUGUGAUUAUGACAAUGACUGUGGAGACAACUCAGAUGAGGAGACGUGCACUCCCAGACCGUGCUCAGAAAGUGAGUUCUCAUGUGCCAAUGGGCGCUGUAUUGCUGGUCGAUGGAAAUGCGAUGGAGACCAUGACUGCAUUGAUGGGUCUGAUGAGAAAGACUGCAAGGUGCGCUGUGAGCCAGAUCAGUUCCAGUGUAACAAUGGCCACUGUAUCCCACAUCGCUGGCACUGUGAUGCAGAUGCUGACUGCAUGGAUGGCAGUGAUGAAGAGAACUGCCAUAAUACGGUACGGACCUGCCCCAUGGAUGAGUUUCAGUGUCAGAACACUCUGUGCAAACCUCUGGCUUGGAAGUGUGAUGGAGAAGAUGACUGUGGGGACAACUCUGAUGAGAAACCAGAUGAGUGCUUGAAGUUUACCUGUCCACCAUAUAGACAGUUCCGUUGUAGAAACGACCGGGUUUGUCUGAGUAUGGCACGUGUCUGUGAUGGUAUUGAUAACUGCGGUGAUGGCACAGAUGAAGAACAUUGUGAUAAGAAACCCAAAAGUUGUGACAUGGAGAAAGAGGAAUUCCAGUGCAAGAACAGCAAGUGUAUCAGCUCCAGUCUGCACUGUGAUCUGUUCGAUGACUGUGGAGAUGGUUCCGAUGAAGAGAGCUGCUACCCUGAUCUUAAAAUUAAUGGAUGUCAUGGCAACAGCACAAUUUGUGGAGAGGAGAUGAAGUGCGUCCAUACACAAACAACCGUCUAUUGUACUUGUCAGAAUGGUUUCCAGAAGAUCCCAGGAAGCAAUGCAUGCAAAGAUAUCAAUGAAUGCCUCACUUUUGGUACCUGCUCUCAGAUCUGCAACAAUACCAAAGGAUCGCACAUGUGCACCUGCGCCAAAAACUUUGUCAAGUCGACGAACCAUUCAUGCAAAGCAGAUGGAUCUAACCAGGUUCUAUACAUUGCUGAUGAUAAUGAGAUACGAAGCCUUUAUCCGUUCAACCCCAAUUCCGCAUAUGAGCAGGCCUUCAGAGGGGAUGAGAAUGUUCGUAUUGAUGCCAUGGAUGUUUAUGUGAAGGGCAACAAGAUCUUCUGGAGCAAUUGGCACACUGGCAAGAUAUCCUAUCGGGAGCUGCAUUCAACAUCUUCCACCUCUUCCAAUAGAAACAAAAGACAGAUAGAUGAGGGUGUCACUGACCUUAAUAUUCCAGGUCUCAAAAUGCCCAGAGGCAUCGCAAUUGAUUGGGUUGCAGGGAACAUAUAUUGGACUGACUCCGGUCGGGAUGUAAUUGAGGUAGCCCAAAUGAAGGGCGAACACCGAAAGACUUUGAUCUCUGGCAUGAUUGAUGAACCUCAUGCCAUUGUAGUUGAUCCUCUACGAGGAACAAUGUAUUGGUCUGACUGGGGAAAUCAUCCUAAAAUUGAAACUGCAGCCAUGGACGGAACCCUUAGGGAGACCCUUGUGGAAGACAACAUCCAGUGGCCGACAGGAUUAGCAGUGGAUUACUACAAUGAGCGUCUUUACUGGGCUGAUGCCAAACUGUCUAUUAUCUGCAGCAUCCGUCUUAAUGGAACAGAUCCUGUUGUGGCAAUCAGCAACAAGAAAGGUCUUACCCAUCCUUUCAGUAUUGAUAUAUUUGAAGACUACAUCUAUGGUGUAACAUACAUCAAUAAUCUCAUCUUUAAAGUGCACAAAUUUGGGCAUGGGCCUGUCACCAAUCUUACUUGGGGAAUAAACCAUGUGACAGAUGUUGUUCUACACCACCAAUACAAGCAACCAGAAGUAACCAAUCCUUGCGAUCGAAAAAAAUGUGAAUGGCUAUGUCUGCUAAGUCCCAGUGGGCCAGUCUGCACUUGUCCCAAUGGAAGGCGAUUGGACAAUGGUACAUGUAUGAUAAUCCCAUCACCCACACAGUCACCAGAUGCAUCCACUCCAGAAAGCUGCACAUUAGAGUGUCUGAACGGAGGCAAGUGUUUCCUGAAUGCUAGAAAACAACCAAAGUGUCGCUGCUCAUCCAGUUAUGAUGGAGAGAGGUGUGAAACCUACCAGUGUCGGGAUUACUGUAAGAACGGUGGAAUAUGUUCCCCAUCACUCACAGGCAUGCCAACUUGCCGUUGCCCCAAUGGGUUUACAGGUCCUCAGUGUCUGCAGGAGGUGUGCACUUCAGACUACUGUCAAAACAAUGGCUCAUGCACUGUGAAUCAAGGCAACCAACCCAACUGUCGCUGUCUGCCUGACUACACUGGAGACAAAUGUCAAUACAGAAAGUGUAAAGGGUAUUGUGAGAAUGGAAUCUGCCAAAUGCUGCCGAACGGGACAAAGCAGUGUCGCUGCAACCCAGAAUAUGAAGGCACAAAAUGUGAGAUUCACAGAGCUCUCGCUGCAAAGAUGGUAAAUGCGAAACAAGGAAUGGAGAGGUCAUCUGCUCGUGCCUGGAUGGACGUAUCGCUAAGACCUGCCUUACGUGUGAACUACUGCUUGAAUGGAGGAAUCUGCACUAUGAAUCGCCAGACAGAUAUGCCUGAGUGCCAAUGCCCAGCACAGAUGACUGGCCCAACCUGCAAUGUGUUUGUAGGAGUGGAGCAACAAGGCAGCUCAACAGCAUCCAUUGUAAUCCCUAUUGUACUGGUGAUUUUGCUUGUUCUGCUGGUGAUGGCUGGGGCCUACUUCUGGUACAGGCACCGAAUGAGCGGAGCCAAAGGUUUCCAGCAUCAGAGAAUGACCAAUGGGGCCAUGAAUGUAGAAAUUGGCAACCCAACCUAUAAAAUGUAUGAGGGAGAGCCAGACGAUGAUGGAGGUGACCUCCUUGAUGCAGACUUCACGUUGGAUCCAGACAAGCCUACCAACUUUACCAAUCCAGUCUACGCGACCCUGUACAUGGGAGCUCACAACAGCCGACAUUCACUGGCCAGUACAGACGAGAAGCGGGAACUGCUCUCCCGUGGAGGCGAGGAUGACUUCUCCGACCCAUUGGCAUAGGGUGAAGAUUUUAAUUAAAAAAAAAAAAAAAGAAAAAUAGCUAAAAACAUUUAAAAAAUGGAAAAAAACACACACACAGCCUAAUGGUGUAUAAAGUGUAUAAAUGAAGGACUACUUUUAUAUUUGAUCUCAGUAUUAUAAAUAUAUUUUUUUUUUUCCUUGCCAUUAUUUUUUUUUUUUUUUGGAACCUGCAAACGCAUUCCUUUUAGUUCUUCACUCGUCAGUGCCCAGGAACUGCCUGCCAUGGGGACUCUGCAAUUUGCACAAAUGUCAAAAAUCGGAUCCCAUCAAACGAAACGGGAGUUGGAGAGACAAGAGAGAAGCGGAGGAGCAGAACAGGAAGAAGUCCGCUCGUUUUUCAAAAAAAGAGAAAAUAAGAAGAGGCAAACGGUUUUACAGUUUCAAGGGCUGUCAUUUUAACCAAGACUGUUACAUUAUUUUAAUCCAUUUCGGUAAUCACAAGGAUGGUACGAUGAAAGUCAAACAGCGGGAGACCCGUCAGCAAGCAGUUUAUUACUUUUCCAUCGUCAUUUCUUUUAUUUGCUUUUGACUUUUAGCUACUGCACACAGUAAAUAUGUGUUGUUUUUUUUUUAAACAAAAUGUUUUACUUAAUUUUUCUUAAGGAAUGGGAGAGUGAUCUAAACUGGGGGAAAGUCUUCAGCAUUGGUACAAGUUCUAGAGGGUUUUGUGCAAUGUCAUUUCGAGCCCCUUCGUUACAAGUAGGGAGUUGAAAAGAGAAUUAGGCUCCCCUGACAGACAAGAUCCAAACCCGGGAAAAGGAGGCAACGAGACUGCCUGAAAAGCUCAACGUGCCUGAUAUCUAGAGAGCUCCUGCUUUCUAGCUGGGGAAAAUACUCUCCCCACUUUGAAUGUCGUAGAUUUGCAAUCUCAGAUUUUUUCUGUUGUUCUUUUCAGUUGAAGAGGUCUAAGGGCUUUAUAUUUAAUUGCAUUAAACCGUAAAACCUAAAUUCAAAAUCAAACUAAUUUUAGUUUUAACUUUUAAUAAAGUUUUAAAUGAAAAUAAAAAUGUAAAUCCAGGGCACUUUAAAGAAAGCUGUUCCAGAUUUUUUUUUAAAAAAAGCUGCUAUCUCUGCCUUUCUGUAUUUGUAGAUCUGAUUCAGGGAUGCCCCUUGCCUCCCUGUCCUUCGUCUCCCCUGCACCCCCAACUCCUAUAAUCCAUUCCAAGCCACAGAAGGGCAGAGUCUAAAUAUCCCUUAUUUAACACAUUUAAAGGAGCAGUGCUACAAUGUAAAAAAAAAUGAUAUAUAAAUAGUGUUGUUCAUCCUAUCAUGGGGUUUAAUAUGCACAUUUGCUUUUUGUUUCUUAUUCCAAGAAUAGAAUAUAUUCACGUUCUCUCAUUCUCUGCCCUACUCACCACCUAUCCUUCUCACUGGUUGUAUUUUGACGUUCUUUCCUUUACGUUUCACUGAUAUUUGCCUAGCCAACCACAUAAUCACAUUUAUAGAAUCAUGGAUUUACAAGAAUAAAGUGUAAUUAUUUUUACAGGAUUUCAUCAGUCACUUUCUUGCUUUGUGGCACUGCUGCUUUAUGUGUAAUAGCCAGAAAUCCGCUCCCACUUUAUUCUUUCUGAUUCCUUCUUUUGUUGCCAGUGGUCUGUGAAUGCUACGUGCUGCUCUCUGGCAGUGAUGGGGCUAAGCUGAGCUCCUCUUAUUUCCGGUUUAAUCUGUCACUGAUGAUAUCGAGAGUGAUUGCCUUUUGUUUUAAUCCGACAUAAUAAAAAUGAUUUUUUUUUUUGCACAUUCUUGUUAAACAUUAUCCUGUAUCAGGCUAGUUAUUACAUACAUAAAACUAUAGUUUUUAACAGACA
This is a messenger RNA of Xenopus laevis (African clawed frog), 15885 nucleotides long. RefSeq names its product LDL receptor related protein 1 L homeolog (gene lrp1.L). The record is from RefSeq and is a predicted model, not a curated record. Lineage: Eukaryota; Metazoa; Chordata; Amphibia; Anura; Pipidae. Gene Ontology annotation, molecular function: low-density lipoprotein particle receptor activity; calcium ion binding. Gene Ontology annotation, biological process: receptor-mediated endocytosis. Gene Ontology annotation, cellular component: membrane; signaling receptor complex; organelle.